This is a messenger RNA of Sporothrix brasiliensis 5110, 690 nucleotides long. RefSeq lists its product as uncharacterized. The transcript has a single exon. NCBI's taxonomy places the organism in Eukaryota, Fungi, Ascomycota, Sordariomycetes, Ophiostomatales, Ophiostomataceae. The record is from RefSeq and is a predicted model, not a curated record. The coding region runs from base 1 to 690 and encodes 229 amino acids.
AUGACGAUGGAUCGCUAUGCAGCAUGCCAUGUUCUGUACCAAAAAGGUAUUCCUGCAACCUGCUGGUUCGAAGAUGCGGUCGCCCACCAUGGAGUGCCGACGGCGAGGUUCGACCUGUUCCUGUUGGUCGAGGAUAUGGAUACCGCCGCGCAGGUGUUACUCCAUGAUGGCUGGGCAUCGGCUGCCACUCGACCGAAUGACAAGUACGCGUUUUACGGCGAUGAGAACUGCAAGCCCUACCGCCGCAUGGAACGACCAGGGUUACCAGGAAAGCACACGUUUUUGCUCAAUGCCGCCGACUGGGCAUUUCCAGUGGAACGGCUGGGAAAAGUUGACGAGAUGGAAGGGGCGAGGCUCGAGGUUAAUGGCCCUCCUUUCUUCCCAUCGCUUCCCCACUUGGUCGACGCGCUGAUCGACAGCAUUCUGGACAGCAAGGAGAGCAACAAGACGGUCGACCGUCUCAUUGUCAUGCUGGCGUAUCUCUACGGUUACGUCAAGGAGAUGAAGAAGCCGUCCUUUGCAGAACAGUUGGCCUACGAUCACCGCCAGUUCCACUACGACACCGAAGCCAUCACCGAGUAUUCUCUCCGCUUUUUUGCGCACGAACGCAAAGUUCGACAACAGAUUCGCGACGGGACUCUGGUUCCGUACCACGACCCAUGGCACAAUGACAGGGAGUGUCUGUCGUGA